AUGAAGGACCCGGUCGUUCCCCUGAAGUUGGCUCUUUAUGGGCACCCAGACUCAGGGGGGAUAUGGGAACGUCAUUGCGAGACUGAGCUCAAGAAGGUGGGAUUCGAGCCUGUGCUCACUGACAUCUGGAAGAGCGUGUUCUACAACGCCGAUUUGGAGCUCUUAAUGGUUAUUUAUGUUGACGAUUUCAAACUCGCUGGACCUACGAAGAACAUCCAGAAAGGCUGGGAAUCUAUUGCGUGCCUUGGCUACCUAUGGGGUAUCAUCGACGAGGAGCCCAAUCCGAGCAGGCUCUGGAACGGCUCGGACGCAACCCGAACGCAGCCUGAUGACUCGACUUUCUUCAAGCUGCUGGACCGUGAGCCCUAA
Molecule: messenger RNA, 369 nt
Organism: Symbiodinium natans
Lineage: Eukaryota; Dinophyceae; Suessiales; Symbiodiniaceae
Source: the annotation of a GenBank genome assembly